UAUUAAAAUAGUAUUGAUUAGUGGGUUGUGUGGGCUUCUCUUGGAGUUUAUAUGACGAACAGAGGGACAAUUUCAAUUUUAAUACACAGGCUGUGGAAUUUAUUUGUUAUUUAGUGGAACAGCGAUGACGAAGGACCGUUUGGCCGCUUUGAAGGCGGCCCAGAGUGAUGACGAUGAUGUGGGGGCCGAUGAUGUUGCUGUUAAUGUGGACAGCAGUGGGUUCAUGGAGGAGUUCUUCGAACAGGUGGAAGAGAUACGAGAGAUGAUAAAUAAGAUAGCAUCUAAUGUAGACGAAGUGAAGAAAAAGCACAGUGCCAUCUUGUCAGCUCCCCACACAGAUGAGAAAAUGAAAGAGGAGCUGGAAGAAUUAAUGUCGGACAUUAAGAAAACAGCCAAUAAAGUUCGAGGGAAGUUAAAGGUUAUUGAACAAAAUAUAGAGCAGGAGGAGCAUUCAAACAAGUCAUCAGCAGACCUGAGGAUACGGAAAACUCAGCACGCCACAUUAUCACGUAAGUUUGUUGAAGUUAUGAAUGACUACAACGCUUGUCAGAUCGACUACCGGGAACGCUGCAAGGGCCGUAUCCAACGUCAGCUCGAAAUCACGGGAAAAACCACCACGGAUGAAGAACUUGAAGACAUGUUAGAGUCUGGUAAAGGCAACCCAGCAAUCUUCACACAAGGGAUUAUUAUGGAGACCCAGCAGGCCAAACAGACGCUCGCUGACAUCGAAGCUCGCCACGCUGAUAUCAUCAAGCUGGAGAACAGUAUUCGAGAAUUACACGACAUGUUUUUAGACAUGGCUAUGUUAGUCGAAAGUCAGGGAGAAAUGAUUGACAGGAUUGAGUAUAAUGUGGAGCAGGCUGUAGAUUAUAUUGAAACAGCCAAGAUGGACACUAAAAAGGCUGUCAAGUACCAGAGUAAAGCUAGGCGGAAAAAGAUUAUGAUAAUCAUCUGUGUAAUAGUGCUGCUAGGGGUAAUAGCACUAAUCCUGGGGCUAACUCUAAGCUGAACCCACAAUAACAUCCCCCGGAGGUACCCUCCUAUCCUUACCCCCCAAAGAACGACCCAACACAUUUUAUCUCUAGUAUAAUUUAUUUCAAUUUGUUGACGGUUGCGGCGGCCCAAGCGCCGCCGUUGUUGCUGCUCAUUCCUGCGUGUUCAUGGGCAUACCUGUAACAUACGAUUUGGUCAUGAUUUCUUGGCCAUGAUUUGGUCAUUUGGUCAUGAUUUCUUCAUUUGCAACAUGGACUUCAUCAUGCACAAAAGUUUGAAUUUAUGUAAAUAUCUAUAUAUACAGUAAAAUGUAUAUAUAUACUUAUAUAUCUAUACAGACAUUUAAAAAAAAAAUUAUAAUGAAAUAUUACAUGUGUAUCUAGUAUGAGUGUAUGGUGAAAUAUCAGAUCAUGGUGUACACUUCACGGUUCAUUCCAUAUAUGCAACAAGUGAAGGUCAUGCAGAGGUCACUUUUAGAGAUCAAGGUCACAUGUAUGACCUUAAGAACAAGGUCAGAGCUGAGGGGUGAAGAAGAAUGAUGCCUGUGCAAUAUGUAGAGAAGUAUUGCCAAUAUUAAUGCCUUUUUUUACCUCAGUUUUCAUUCGCUAAUCAUAUUAGUGUGAGAUUUGAAGUGAUGGGAAUAUUUUUCAUGGAUAAAGUUUUAUUUUGAAUGUGUUGUUUUACUGUUGUGUUUUUUCCUCUUUUGUUGCAUUUUUUUCUUCUUUUUAACACCAGAAAUGUGAACAGUAGACUGUUCUAUUUCGUACUGAAUAAGUCAGCAUUUCUGGUUUGAAAACCGUCAUUCUGUUUAAUGGCAGGGUUGUUUUCUGAUUAGCUAAUACAUUGUAUGAGUUAAUGUUUUUACACUUCGUCUUAACCACAGAUGUAGUGUCUGUUAGCACAUACAUAUUUAUGUAGACUACAACCUGAUGUAACCCAUACCCUGAUCAAAGACACUCGCCAUCGAUCCGGUGACAGUUGACAAUUUGGGACAGUUCCUUCUUAAGAUACUGCUAAAACCGCCAAGUACAUGUACAACACUGGCCAGUCUGAGUGGUGUGUCAUGAAACAGGCCUCAGACCAUCCCAUAUCAAAAUUUUACGGAUACCUAUUCAUCCGUUCCGUUCUGUUCAGGCCAGGUAUGUUUGUGUGUAGCGAGUAUCAGCCAUCAUACAUGUGUACAUGGCUCCAUAAGAUUUCUGUUAUUAAGGCUGAUCAAAUUUUAUCCUUUCACAACAUGGAAGGAAACUACUCUCAAAACAGUGAUGAUGUUUGGUUUGUAAACUUAGGCAGAUUUCUGAAUUGAAAACUGAGCAAAAAGCCAAAGUUUCCAAAACAGUCAGCAUUGGUUGAUCAGCACAUAUCUUCGUGAAUUACAAAGAUGCCAUUAAAAUCUGCACUUGUGGUGUUGGUCAUGGUGUGCUCGCCAUGGUGUGUACAUCCAGGUCAAUAAUUGAGUCAUUGAUGAGCUACCUCUACAUGCAUCAUCAAUAAUAAUUCCAUAGUAAUUAUUGGAUCUUUUAAUUCCUUUGUCAUUAACUGAUGUUAAUUUGUUACAUGAAAUUGUUGACAGCAACAGGUCAGUGGAAGAGAAAUUUUCAAGUAGGAUAGUGAAAUAGGAUGUGCCUGUAUAUGAUAAUUUUCUUUUGACCAAUGAGAAUGUAGGGCUCUUGGCACUUCCAUUAGAUAUUGUGUAAGGGUUUUCUGGAUUGGCCGUAAUUCCAUCAUAUCCAUAACGGUCAGAGGUUCAAUCAUAACAUUCCACCCUCACAAUCUUACACGAUAUUUUUAACACAUUUCAGAUGGAAACCGUCACAAGCGUUAAAUAUGGCAUCUUUUAAAAAAGAACAACAACAUAAUCUUGUGCUACAUGUAUGUUUAACGAAUGAUUUUUUUUGCUUACAAAGACAAUGGCUGUUUUUUGGC
Molecule: messenger RNA, 2919 nt
Organism: Liolophura sinensis
Lineage: Eukaryota; Metazoa; Mollusca; Polyplacophora; Chitonida; Chitonidae
Product: syntaxin
Exons: 10
Coding region: 125-1009 (294 amino acids)
Biological process (GO): vesicle fusion; intracellular protein transport; exocytosis
Cellular component (GO): plasma membrane; endomembrane system; SNARE complex
Molecular function (GO): SNARE binding; SNAP receptor activity
Source: RefSeq, a predicted model, not a curated record